Messenger RNA from Chanos chanos (milkfish), 6733 nucleotides. RefSeq names its product golgin A4 (gene golga4). The coding region runs from base 95 to 6598 and encodes 2167 amino acids. Gene Ontology annotation, molecular function: small GTPase binding. The transcript is spliced from 24 exons. The record is from RefSeq and is a predicted model, not a curated record. Gene Ontology annotation, biological process: Golgi vesicle transport. Gene Ontology annotation, cellular component: Golgi apparatus. NCBI's taxonomy places the organism in Eukaryota, Metazoa, Chordata, Actinopteri, Gonorynchiformes, Chanidae.
AGACGGCUGACCAGAGCUAGCUAUACUGACACUUAAGACUGAAUGAAGGGCCAUAUUAAGUAUAAUAAAUACUUGGUAUCUACAGAGCGAAAUCAUGUUUAAGAAAUUAAAGCAGAAAGUAAUCGACGAGCAAUCACCACAAAGGAAUGCGCAUUCACCACAGCAGGCCCAGGUGAGUUCAGGAGAGAGGCGCAAUCAGGCCUCUCCUCUGCAGCAAGAUGUCCUGCCCUCCCCUAGUGACAGAGAGACUCCCUCUAAGGGAGGAGGCAGCUCCCCAAGAGGUAGUGUGAAUGGAGAUGGAACUGCUUCACCUCAGAGGGAGGAGUCGCAGUCUCUGGCACAAAGGCUACAGCAGAGGGUUUCCUCUGUGGAGUCCUUGUUCCGAGGGUCCGCUCGUGGUGAGGGACUGUUCCGUUCUGGUUCAAGGGACAGCCUUGUCCGCAGCCCAUCCCGAGAGUCCCUCACGCCGUUGGGAGAAAACGAGACUCAGCCUGCCCUGGCCUACGACCCUCCAUCUGACAUAGAGAGUGAGGCUGAAGACUCGCCCGGUAACGCAGAUGCCAUGACCAAGGAGCAGCUUCUCCACCGCCUGCACAGGGUGGAGAGGAGUCUGGCCAACUACCGUGGGAAAUACUCUGAGCUGGUCACGGCCUACAGAACAGUACAAAGAGAUAAAGAGAAGACCCAGGCCAUUCUCAGCCAGAGUCAAGACAAAGCCCUGCGGAGGAUAGGAGAACUGAGAGAGGAGCUACAGAUGGACCAGCAGGCCAAGAAACACUUACAGGAGGAGUUUGAUGCUGCCCUAGAAGAGAAAGACCAGAUGAUCACUGUGCUAAAGACCCAAGUUGCCCUGAUGAAGAGACGUCUUCAGGGUGUCCCAGGUGGUGUGGUCCCAUCUGAGGGGGAAGCUGCUCUUCCUGCUGAAGACGCUACAGAUAGUGCAUCUGCUACUGAGAGCCCUUCUAAAGAAGAUGUCUCAGCAGAGGGCAGUGCUGAUCCAGCGAAAGCUGUGGAGGUACUGGAGCAGCGUGUAAGGAGACAGGAGAAUCUGCUGCAGAGAUGUAAGGAGAUGAUUCGCACCAACAAGGAACGCUGUGCCCAGCUGAGCAGUGAAAACGAGACACUACAGGAACAGCUGCAGGAGAGACUGCAGGAACUGGAGAAAAUCAAGGAGGUUCACACAACAGAGAAAACCAAGCUAAUUGAGCAACUGCGCGAUGCCAAAAACCUCAUUGAGCAGCUGGAGCAGGACAAGGGUAUGGUUAUCGCAGAGACAAAGCGUCAAAUGCACGAAACCCUGGAAAUGAAGGAAGAGGAGAUCGCUCAGCUGCGCUCUAGAAUCCAGCAGGCCUUGGCUCAAAAGGAGGAACUUCAGGAGCAGAAGGAGAAGUCAGAGAAAGCAGCAUUUGAAGAGUUGGAGCGGGCUUUGGGCGUAGCUCAGCGUGCAGAGGAGGCUCGGCGGCAGUUGCAGUCGAAGAUGGAGGAGCAAUUGAAGGAGGUGGAACAAGCUAGUGAGGAGGAAAGAAAGAAUUUGCAGCAGGAGCUUACCAGGGUUAAACAGGAGGUCGUUAACAUCAUGAAGAAGUCUUCAGAGGAUAGGAUUUCUGAGAUGGAACGGUUACACUCAGAGGCUCUUAACAACAAGGAGAAGGAACUCGCUGCCCAGAUAAAACAGGCUGUGGAACAGUGUCGAGAGGAGCUUUUGAAGGCAGCUCAUGAGAAGGAGCAGCAGGCUUCUUUGGCGUUGGAGGAAGCUGAGUUGCAGAAGGCUGCUCUGCAGGCAGAGGGAGAGAGCCGAGCAAAGGAGCUUCUUUUGGAACUGGAAACAGCCAAAACUAGAAUCCUGGAGCUAGAGAGCACCCUCACGAAGACUUCAGAGGAAGGAAGCACCCAGUCAGAUGAACUUGCACUACAAAUAAAAGAGCAAAUGGAGAAAUAUAAGGCUGAGAUAUCUGCUCUAGAGGAAAAACAUCAAGAAGAAUUGGAGAAGUCCAAGAAAGAGCAGACAGAGGCUCUGAACCAACAGCACAGUGUGGUUAUGGAGGAGCUCAAGCAGAAACACCAAGCUGAGAUUGAGGCUCUCCUGAAGGAGAAGGAGACACAGUUCCAUGCUCAUGUGGAGGAAAUGAACCAAAAGAUGCUGGAGAAGCUAGAUAUCAAGCAAACCGAGCUAGAGGCGUUGUCGUCUGAGCUCUCUGAGGUGCUGAAAACUAAACAGCUGUUGGAAGAAAGGUUAUCAACUAUUGAGAAUGCAAAUGUCUCAACAAAGAAUGAACUGGAGCAGACUCUCAAGGAUGAGCAGACAAAAUACCAGACAGAGGUUGAAAAUGUGAAGCUCCAGUAUGAAAAAUCACUCGAAAUGGAAAAGACUCUUAAAGACGAGAUGAAUAAGAUGAGGAUGGCCAUUGAGGAGAAAGAAAAACAACUUCAGGAGCACCUCCUUAAGGAAAAGACCCUGGAAGAAGAGGCCAAAAAGGCACUUGAGGAUGGAAGUUUGCAUUUGCAACAACUGGAAGAGCUGAGGCUAAGUGCACAAUCUGACAAGGAAGGUAUAGCUGAGGCUAGAGCUCAGCUUAGCGAAUUGAGACAGGAACUGGAGCAGUCGAAGGCUGAAAUAAAAAAUCUGGAGCAGCUUCUUGAGACAAGUCGUGGUGAAUCUCAGCAAAAAUCAGAUUGUCUUCAACAGAAGGAAUGUGAGUUAAAGGAACUUGAGCACCAGGUACAAGAGAUCAAGAAGAAUCUCUCUGAAAAAGAUAGUUCAUACACUGAAAUGUGUAAAACAAUGCAAGAAGAGGAAAGCCGGUUAAGGAAGCAGUUGGAAGAGGAGAGAGUUUCCCAUGAGAAGACGUUUGAGAACCUUAAGAAAGAAAUGGAUGGCAAAUUGAAAGCCCAAGAAAAUAAGAUGGAGAAAAUCAAGCAGAAAGCCAAAGAAAUGAAUGAAAAAUUCAAGAAAAAACUACAGGAGAAAGAUGAGACAUUUAAAGCAGAGCUAGAAAAGAAGGAGAAUGAACUACAGCAGAAAGAUCAGCAGCUGAAAGAGAAAAUCUUGGAAAUGGCCCAAGCAAGCUCAGAGGGCCUCAGCCAUGCUAUGGCUGACUUAGAGACCAACCACAAAGAACAGUUAGAAAAACUGAAGGAAGUCCAUAAACAGGAAAAGAAAGACUUGGAGGGGCUUUGGCAAGAAAAGCUUAGCCAGCAGGAGGAGGAAAUGCAGGAGAAGCAAGCUCUUAUUUUGCAAGAGAAAGCUCAAGAACUAGAGGAGAUAGCCCAGCAGUUAGGGAGCAGCAAGGAAGAGAAGGAGCAAGUCGUUAAGGAGUUGACAGACUUGAGGGAGGAACUAGCAAUUAGAGAAACCACUGUACAGAAACUACAAGCUGAGCUCAGGGAAGCAGCAGCUAAACUGGAGAGUUUAUCACAAGGAGAGGAUAUGCUUAAAAAUCAAGUGGAGACUGUAGAGAAGAACCUGAACCAGGCCCUGAAUGAGAGGAACCUCUUGCAAGAUCAACUUAGAGAGGCUGAAGAGACCAGUAAAGAAAGACUUCAAGCCUUGUCAACUGAGUUAGAAGAUACUCAGAGGAAGCUGAGUGCUCUGGAAGCUUCUCAGAGCAAAGAGGGUGAGGAUCUCCAGAGGAGACUUGAGGAGAAGGCUGUUGAACUUGAUGUCAAGGAAAAAGAAUUUCAGACACAAAUUAGUGUCAUUAGAAAGCACCUAGAGCAGUAUUGCCAGGAGACCCAAGCAAAGAUAGAUGGUUGCACAGAUCAACUGUGCAAGGAGGUUGAGAACAGAGUGAAAGAGCUGCAAAAUAAGGUUGUUAGUAAUCAAAAGAGGGUCAUGAAUCUUAAAAACAUAAUCUUGACAAAGGUCGACAGGAUUAGCACUUUAGAGGAGCAACUGCGACAGAAGAUAGCAGACAACCAGGACCUUAACAGCUCACUUGAGCAGAUGACUCUUCAGCUAAAUGUAAAUUCUGAAAAUUUGAAAGCCUUAACAGCUGAGAAGGAGUCUUUGCAAAGAGAUACUGAAAACCACUCUCAAGCACUUUCUGAAAAAGUUGCAUGCAUUGAGCAGCUUAGUCAGGAAAACAAGAAUAUCUCAGAUAAUAUCAAAGAAAAUCUUUUGCAUAUCAGCAGUUUGGAGAGUAUUGUAAAUGACUUGAAGACCCAAUUAGCAAAUAGCGUAGCAGAAAAGGAGGAAGCCAUAUCUCUGCUGAAUCAACAGCACACAGAGGAGAGACAAAGGUAUAGUUGCCAAAUGGAAGAGACAGUGGCAAGAUUAGAAAAAGAAAAGAGUUUGGCUCUGGAGCAGGCUGAUACACUCAGGAACAAGCUGUCUGAGAUGAAGAGGAAAGCAGAGUCCAAAUUCACUCAGAACAGCAGCACUGUCAAGUCCCUUCAGGCCACAAUAGAGGACCUUCAGAAGCAGAUUGCAGAAAAGGACGAGCACAUUCAGAGGCUUUCGGCCAGCAUUGACAAUCAGUCCAUUACCAAGUCAGAGAUGGACCAGGCGUUGAAUGAGAAAGAGGAAAGGAUCAGUGCCUUGACUUCAGAAAUAGAGAACUACACAAGAAGGGUGAGUGAGCUGGAGGAACAGCUUGCAUUGCAGACAAAGACGUGUGAGCAACUUGGAGCUGACCUGCAGCAGCACCUCAGUGUCAGGGAGAGUGAAAAGACUGAACUGAUCCAACAGCUCCAGCAAGCCCAGGAACAGUCUUGUCAGAACAACUCUCUGUUAAAGGGAACUGAGGAAAAGCUUCAGGCUUUAGAAAGAGAGAACAGUGCUGCUAGACAAGAACUUGAGUGCCAAAGGGCAGACUUUGAGAAAGAGAAGGCUGAAAUUGUCAGGGUGCAAGCGGAGGCCCUGAAGGCAGCAGAGGAAAAGCUGUCCAUGGAAAGUGCAAAUAAAGUAGCAGAGCUGAAGAAGAAAGCUGAACAGAAAAUUGGUCAGAUCCGGAAACAGUUGACCUCACAAAUUGAGGAGAAGGAUCAGACCAUCAAAGGUCUGGAGACCCAGCUGAAAGAGAUCAGGCAAAGUCAGGAAUCAAAAGAUCAGCAAAUGAAAAGUCUGGAGGAGACAGGAAAGACCAUGGAAGAAGCUAUUAGUAAAUUGAAAGAAGAGCAUGCUAAACAGUUGGAGAAAGUACACCAUGAUGAAAGCCUUGAGAGAGAGAAUUCUCUACAGAGUAUGAAGGACUUGUAUGAAGAGAAACUGGCUGCCCUUCAUAAAGAGGUCUCUGAAAAAGAAGGGCAAUAUGCGACUGGACAUAGAGAGAGAGAGGAUGCUCUGUCAAGACUCGGAGAUCUCCAAGCAAAACUUACUGAAGCUGAUGAACAGAAUGCCAACUACCAGGCAGAAAUCGCCCGCCUUAAUGCAGACCUGCUUGAGCAGACUGCAUUGGUUCAAGAUCUUCAGAAGGCUUGCUCAGACCUACAGGAACAAAUCAAAGCAAAAGAGGCCAGUGUGUUGGAAACAGAGCACUGCUCUGCAGUACAGGCAACCAGUGUGGCAAUGGAGCCUUUAAAGUCUGUGGAACAGGAAGGAGUCCAUACAGUUACUAAGGAAGAAGACUGGAAAAGAGAAAAGGAUCUUUUGGUGCAGGAUUAUGAGCAUAAACUUCAGGAGCUGAAUAGAAGAUUGGAGGAGAAAGAGGAUAUCCUCAGAACAUGCCAGGGCUCGUCACGAGGAAAUGGGGUGACUGAUGGAGAGUGUCUGAUGGAUGAAAGCAAGAGCUCAGAGGAGCUCCAACAAAAGCUGAUGGAGGCAGAGCAUGAGAAGCAGAAACUCCACAAAGAUUACACCAGACUGCAAAAGGACCUUCGCUCACUGAGGAAAGAACAUGAACAGGAACUGGAGUAUCUGAGGAAAGAGAUAGGGGAGGAGACAGAGAAGAAACUGAAACUUGAGAUGGAGGAAAUGGAGGCAAAACACAACUCUACCAUCAAGCAGAUGAUGAGGGAAUUCAACACACAGAUGGCCCUGAAAGAGAGGGAACUUGAAGCUUCAGUGAAGGAGACUAUUGAAAAGGCCCAGAGUGUUGAAGCAGAGCUUAUAGAGAGCCAUCGAGAGGAAACAGUUCAACUCAAGAAGGUGAUUGCCCAGAAGGAUGAUGACCUUAACAGAACUGUCCACCGCUACGAGCAAGUCCUUCAGAAUCGAGAGGAGGAGAUGGGGAAUCGUGUGUGGGAGGUGCAGAAAGAACUGGAGGAACUACAGCAGAGAAGCAUCGGCGGCCCACAGGGUCUUGAGGAGCUUCAGUUCCAACUUGCAGAGAAGACGACUUUACUGAAUGAGGCCAAGCUGAAGGAACAGGAGUACCAUGACAAGAUCCAUGCUCUAGAGGACAAGAUCAGAUGUGCCCCAAGAAACUCCGUGGUCACCCACCUGGGAAGUACAUACAGAGACUCCUCACACUACAGCACUGACGCCUUCGCAGAGCCCACUGAGUUUGAAUACCUGAGGAAAGUCAUGUUUGAAUACAUGAUGGGACGAGAAACUAAGACAAUGGCCAAAGUUAUAACCUCCAUGCUGAAGUUCCCCCCAGAUCAGACGCAGAAGGUUUUAGAGAGAGAGGAUUCCCGAGUAGUGCCCUGGCUGCGGUGAGCUGAAGUCAACGCUUUGUUUGAACUCUGAGGAACAGAAACUGCUGCUGAGAGACGGUACAGAAGGGUGUGCAGAACUGCCAUCAACUUGAAAGAACCCUUUUCCUGUCUACUGAUGUGUGUGUGUGUGUGUGUG